This is a messenger RNA of Odobenus rosmarus divergens (Pacific walrus), 3178 nucleotides long. RefSeq names its product connector enhancer of kinase suppressor of Ras 2 (gene CNKSR2). NCBI's taxonomy places the organism in Eukaryota, Metazoa, Chordata, Mammalia, Carnivora, Odobenidae. Gene Ontology annotation, biological process: regulation of signal transduction. Gene Ontology annotation, cellular component: membrane; cytoplasm. Gene Ontology annotation, molecular function: protein binding. The transcript is spliced from 21 exons. The annotation marks the transcript as partial. The record is from RefSeq and is a predicted model, not a curated record.
GUCUUGAUGACUGUUUGCAGCAGUAUAUUAAGAACUUUGAGAGGGAGAAGAUCAGUGGAGACCAGCUGCUGCGCAUUACGCAUCAGGAGCUAGAAGAUCUGGGGGUCAGCCGCAUUGGCCAUCAGGAAUUGAUCUUGGAAGCAGUUGACCUUCUGUGUGCACUGAAUUAUGGCUUGGAAACAGAAAAUCUAAAAACCCUUUCUCACAAGCUGAAUGCAUCUGCCAAAAAUCUACAGAAUUUUAUAACAGGGAGGAGAAGGAGUGGCCAUUAUGAUGGGAGAACCAGCCGAAAAUUGCCAAAUGACUUUCUGACUUCGGUUGUGGAUCUGAUAGGAGCAGCCAAGAGUCUGCUUGCCUGGUUGGACAGGUCACCAUUUGCUGCUGUCACAGACUAUUCAGUUACAAGGAAUAAUGUCAUACAGCUCUGCUUGGAAUUGACAACAAUUGUGCAACAGGAUUGUACUGUGUAUGAAACAGAGAAUAAAAUUCUUCAUGUGUGUAAAACUCUUUCUGGAGUCUGUGACCACAUCAUAUCCCUGUCAUCAGAUCCUCUGGUUUCACAGUCUGCACACCUAGAAGUGAUUCAGCUGGCAAACAUCAAACCAAGUGAAGGGCUGGGUAUGUAUAUCAAAUCAACAUAUGAUGGCCUCCAUGUAAUUACUGGAACUACAGAAAAUUCACCUGCAGAUCGGUGCAAGAAAAUCCAUGCUGGCGAUGAAGUGAUUCAAGUUAAUCAUCAGACUGUGGUGGGGUGGCAGUUGAAAAAUUUGGUGAAUGCACUACGAGAGGACCCGAGUGGUGUUAUCUUAACUUUGAAAAAGCGACCUCAGAGCAUGCUUACCUCAGCACCAGCUUUACUGAAAAAUAUGAGAUGGAAGCCCCUUGCUCUGCAGCCUCUUAUACCUAGAAGUCCCACAAGCAGCGUUGCCACGCCUUCCAGCACCAUCAGUACACCAACCAAAAGAGACAGUUCUGCUCUCCAGGAUCUCUACAUCCCCCCUCCUCCUGCAGAACCAUAUAUUCCCAGGGAUGAAAAAGGAAACCUUCCUUGUGAAGACCUCAGAGGACAUAUGGUUGGCAAGCCAGUGCAUAAGGGAUCUGAAUCACCAAAUUCAUUUCUGGAUCAGGAAUAUAGAAAGAGGUUUAAUAUUGUUGAGGAAGAUACUGUCUUGUAUUGCUAUGAAUAUGAAAAAGGAAGAUCAAGUAGUCAAGGAAGACGAGAAAGCACCCCGACUUAUGGCAAGCUACGACCUAUAUCUAUGCCAGUGGAAUAUAAUUGGGUGGGGGACUAUGAAGAUCCAAAUAAGAUGAAGAGAGAUAGUAGAAGAGAAAACUCCCUACUCCGAUAUAUGAGCAAUGAAAAAAUUGCUCAAGAAGAAUACAUGUUUCAGAGAAACAGCAAAAAAGACACAGGGAAGAAGUCUAAAAAGAAGAGUGAUAAGAGUAAUAGCCCGACUCACUAUUCAUUGCUACCUAGUUUGCAAAUGGAUGCACUGAGACAGGACAUCAUGGGCACGCCUGUGCCAGAGACCACACUAUACCAUACAUUUCAGCAGUCCUCACUGCAGCACAAAUCAAAGAAGAAAAACAAAGGUCCUAUAGCUGGCAAGAGCAAAAGACGAAUUUCUUGCAAAGAUCUUGGCCGGGGUGACUGUGAAGGUUGGCUUUGGAAAAAGAAAGAUGCAAAGAGUUAUUUUUCACAGAAAUGGAAAAAAUAUUGGUUUGUCCUAAAGGAUGCAUCCCUAUAUUGGUAUAUUAAUGAGGAGGAUGAAAAAGCAGAAGGAUUCAUCAGUCUGCCUGAAUUUAAAAUUGAUAGAGCCAGUGAAUGCCGCAAGAAAUAUGCAUUCAAAGCCUGUCAUCCUAAAAUCAAAAGCUUUUAUUUUGCUGCUGAGCAUCUUGAUGAUAUGAACAGGUGGCUUAACAGAAUCAAUAUGCUAACUGCGGGAUAUGCAGAAAGAGAGAGGAUUAAGCAAGAACAAGAUUACUGGAGUGAGAGUGACAAGGAAGAAGCAGAUACUCCAUCAACACCCAAACAGGACAGCCCUCCACCGCCCUACGAUACAUACCCACGGCCUCCGUCUAUGAGUUGUGCCAGUCCUUACGUGGAAGCAAAACACAGCCGGCUCUCGUCCACUGAGACCUCCCAGUCACAGUCCUCCCAUGAGGAGUUUCGACAGGAAGUGACCGGGAGCAGUGCGGUGUCCCCCAUUCGCAAGACAGCCAGUCAGCGCCGCUCCUGGCAGGAUUUAAUCGAGACGCCCCUGACAAGCUCAGGAUUACACUAUCUUCAGACUCUGCCCCUGGAGGAUUCUGUCUUCUCUGACUCCGCGGCCAUCUCCCCAGAGCACAGGCGACAGUCCACUCUUCCAACUCAGAAGUGCCACCUACAGGAUCACUAUGGGCCGUACCCCUUGGCCGAGAGCGAGAGGAUGCAAGUGUUAAAUGGAAAUGGGGGCAAGCCUCGAAGUUUUACUCUGCCUCGAGAUAGCGGGUUCAACCACUGCUGUCUGAACGCACCGGUUAGUGCCUGUGACCCGCAGGAUGACGUGCAGCCCACAGAGGUGGAGGAAGAGGAGGAGGAGGAGGAGGAGGAAGGGGAGGCGGCAGGGGAAAACAUAGGAGACAAAAGUGAAAGUAGGGAAGAAAAGUUAGGAGAUUCAUUGCAAGAUUUAUACAGGGCAUUGGAGCAAGCCAGUCUGUCACCGCUGGGAGAACACCGCAUUUCAACCAAGAUGGAAUACAAGCUAUCAUUUAUAAAGAGAUGUAAUGACCCUGUGAUGAAUGACAAACUACACAGGCUGAGAAUUCUCAAAAGCACUUUAAAGGCCAGAGAAGGGGAAGUAGCCAUUAUUGAUAAAGUCCUAGACAAUCCAGACUUGACAUCUAAAGAAUUCCAACAAUGGAAGCAGAUGUACCUGGAUCUUUUCUUGGAUAUCUGUCAAAACACCACCUCAAAUGACCCAUUAAGUAUUUCUUCUGAAGUAGAUGCAAUCACUUCCUCUCUCACACACACUCACUCGUACAUUGAAACACAUGUGUAAGUGUAUUCUGCCCUCUGGCCAUCUGGUACCUUCUGGCACUUUGAACAAGUGUAUGACGUAGUUUUAUAUCAGUGUGGGGCACUUGACAAGCUAAACUUUAAUGUUACCAAACCAUAUGAAACAAACCAUAUAUGGUC